Molecule: messenger RNA, 3654 nt
Organism: Anopheles merus
Lineage: Eukaryota; Metazoa; Arthropoda; Insecta; Diptera; Culicidae
Gene: Vps11
Product: vacuolar protein sorting-associated protein 11 homolog
Exons: 5
Coding region: 201-3470 (1089 amino acids)
Biological process (GO): organelle fusion; vacuole organization; intracellular protein transport
Cellular component (GO): endosome; HOPS complex
Molecular function (GO): protein-macromolecule adaptor activity; protein binding
Source: RefSeq, a predicted model, not a curated record
AAAAGUUCAAAAAUUAAACCGCACAAAGGGCUCGCUGGCACGAAAAGAACCAUUGUCAAAGUGACAGCUGAACUGGACGAGAAAAUUGCUCAUCAAAACAUUUCCCUCCCCGUCGUCGCAGAACAGCACCGAACAACAGUAUUGCAGCAAAUUGCACUAAUUGGAUAAAUUCGUACGACUCUGCCGAAAGGCACACCGCAAUGGCUAUCUUCGAGUGGCGUAAGUUUAACUUUUUCGACCUCCGCCAGGGCGUCGAUAAAGAUAACGUGUCCGGGGCGUUGCAGGGCGCAAAGAUUACCGCGACGGCCAAUGGCAGCAGCUUGAUCGUGAUUUGCGACUCGAACGGAUAUAUCCACACAUUCAGCCGUACCUGGUCGGCCAUCAGCUUCAAGGGCCACGAAGGCUCGAUACUGCUGUGCGACAUUGCCAAGCCCAACAAUCUGCUCGUAACGGUGGGCGAAGAUAUUAACGGCCCCUCGUUUAAGGUUUGGAACCUGUCGAAGCUGUCCGCCACGAAUGGGGCGCAAUGCUUGCGCACCGUGCGAACGAUGGUAUCCGUGCCAACCGCGCUGGCCGUCUCGGACGGUGGGCAGUUUAUGGCGAUCGGGUUUGCUCAGGGCAACAUCUCCCUGUACCGCGGGGACAUCAGCCGGGAUCGGUCGAAAACGCUCAAACAGCUAACGGCCGGUACGAGCGACAUCGCAGGCAUCGCUUUCAAGCACUGCCACAAGCACACGCAAAUGUUUGUCUGCUCCAAUUCGGGCGUGUACGUGUACAACCUGCACAGUCGCGACAAGGAGAUUCGCGUGAUACUGGCCACCAUGAAGAAACCGGUCGGUUGCUGUGCGCUGCAGACCGGCCACAACGAGGGCCACUUUAUGGUGGGGCUAGAGGAUGCGGUGUACUGCUACACGUCGGACGGUCGGGGGCCGUGCUAUGCGCUGGAAGGCAACAAGACGCUGCUCCACUGGUACCGGUCCCAUCUGCUGGUGGUGAUGCGCAACCCGAGAAGUCCGGGCGGGUUCACGCUCACUGUCAUCGACAUACAGAACAAGUUCAUCGUGUUCACCUCGCCGAUAGAGGAGGUAUCGGCGAUUCUGACCGAGUUCGGCACCUGCUACAUCCUGACCGAGGGCAAACAGAUCCUCCAUCUGGACGAGAAGGACCUGCAGAGCAAGCUGAACGUGCUGUUUAAGAAAAAUCUGUACGACAUUGCGGUGCGCAUAGCCAAAUGCAAUCAGUACGAUGCGGAAGGGCUGGCCGGCAUUUUCAAGCAGUACGGUGACCAUCUGUACAGCAAGGGCGAUUUCGCCGGUGCGGUAGAGCAGUACGCGAAAACGAUCGGCUACCUGGAGCCUUCGUACGUGAUACAGCGCUUCCUGGACGCCCGCCACAUACACUAUCUCACGGACUAUCUGCAAACGAUACACGCGCAGGGCCGGGCGACGGCCGACCACACGACGCUGCUGCUGAACUGCUUCACGCGGCUCGAUCGAACGACCCAGCUGAAGGAGUUUCUGAAGAACGAUCAAAAGUCCAACCUGUUCGACAUCGACGUAGCGAUCAAGGUGUGCCGUGAUGCGUCGUACGUGGAGGAGGCGUUGCAGCUGGCGAAAGCACACCGUAAGCAUGACGCCUGCCUCAGCAUACUGACGGAGGAUAUGGGUCAGUUUGAGGAGGCGCUGAACUACAUCGAAUCGCUGGCGUGUGCGGAAGCGGAGCAUAGUAUCAAGCGGUACGGCUCCGUGCUGAUGACAAACUGUCCGUCCCGAACGAUCGCGCUGCUGAAAAAACUCUGUACAGAGUAUGCGACAAACCGGAACUCGACGCAGGGCAGGGACGCCCUGACGGUGGCCGAUUUGUUGGCCGAUCUAAAUCUGAACGACGAGCGCGGCCACGGCAACCCGGAAGAGUUUAUACAUCUGUUCGACGAUACGGAGCUGUUGAUCGAUUUUCUCGAGCAUCUGAUACGGUUCGUGCCGGCUAGCAGCCAGUGCGUGUACAGCACGCUGAUCGAGCACUAUCUGUACCGGUGGAAGGAAAGCACGGCGGUGGAGGAAAAGCUGCUCGAUCUGCUCAAAUUCAACACGGACCGGUACGACAAAAACCAUGCGCUUGCCCAGUGCCGCAUGCACGAGUUUUGGCCCGGCGUCAUGUAUCUGUACGAGGAGGAUAAGCUGUACCAUCUUAUCAUACGGCACUAUCUGCGGCAUCGGCAGUACGAGCAGCUGCUGGCGUGCUGCCGGAAGCUGGCCCACAACAAUGCCUCCCUGUGGCUGCUGACACUGAACGGGCUGAAGAACGAUGCGCAAGCCCCGCCGCAUCUGUUCAACCAGAUACUGCAAGUAAUUUCUCAGAAAAGACUGCAGGCUCCGCUGCAGGUGCUCGACUGUCUGGCGGUGGAUAACGGUCCCAACUUCCUCUCGGUGAAGGAAUAUUUUAUGCAGGUGUUCCAGAAGGAACAAGACACCAUCCGCAGUGAGGAGGAACAGGCGCGAACGUACCGCGAAGAGUCGGUGUCCAUUAAACGCUACAUAAAGCACCUGCAGGAGGGUAAUGUGGAGUUUCAAAACACAACCUGUGAUGCGUGUAAGCAGCCGCUGUCGAUGCCGGCCUUGUUUUUCCUCUGCAAACAUUCCUACCAUCAAGACUGCAUUCGAAGCUACACCGAUACGGAACGGGACUGCCCCGUGUGCAAUAAGAACAACAUGCAACUAAUCGAGGCGCUUAGAGCGCAGAGUGAGGCCCGCGAUCAGCACGAAAUGUUUCACGACCUGCUCGAUCGCUCGCCGGAACCGUUCUCAGUGGUGGCCGACUACUUUGGGCGUGGUUUGUUCAAUAAGCUGCUGAUUGUUGAGGAAGGCGAUCCACCGAUGGAGAUUCCAGAGCCGACCAAACAAACGGAAAAAGCAAAACCAAACCCAUCCGUUGCGUACGAACCACGGCCGGUCAUUCCCCCCCAACCAGCAGCGCCGGCGUACACGAGCGAAGCAAGACUUCGCCAGGAGGAGGGCGGACGCUCGGGACAGCUGCGCAUGGAGUCGCAGGAAAGUGAAAUGCGCCUCCGGCUGAUGGAACAAGAGCGCAUCCGGCAGCGGCAGCAGGCAGCCACUAUCGCACAGCAACAGAUGAAGCUGCGGGACGAUCGUCGCAGUCCCAAGAUGCAAUCCCCGUACGGCAGUCCGCGACCCGCGGCGGCCAGCGUCGAUCUGAACAAACAGCUGCUGAAUCCAUUCGAAAAGGCAAACGUCGUUCCGUCGUCGAAGCCGAUCAGCAGCGCAAAAGAUAUCGCAAAAAUACCGAUCGCAACUACCGCACGCAAUCCGUUCGAUGAGGAGGAGGCGACGGACUACGACAAUACCAAAAAUCCUUUCGGUGAAGAGAGUGCACCGGCGGCGACCGAUCGUUCCGCUGCUAGGAACCCGUUCGAGGAGGAGUACGACAGCAAGCUGGAUCCAUUUGCGGAGUAAUGCUACCAACACAUCAAACAUAUAUAUCGUGCAUGUUAUAGCGCGCAAAACAAAAUGAUAAUUUAAUACCAUCUUUUUCGCUGACCUAUUAUUUCAAUUCUGUUGAGUCUAACCCAACAAAUGCGUCCCGUAUUUAUCCCGUCGGUGAAUGUAACCAAUAAAAGAAUCUGAUAACCCCUGUAAA